AUGCCCUCUUUUAUCGAGUUAGAAAGGCUUUUGAACUUUGCACUCUCCUCGCCAGAGGUGGGGACCGUAAAUUUUAACAUUUUGCGCAUGUUUCUUCAAGAAAUACUACGGCAUCUUGGCAUUGAAAACAAAGCUAUCGACAUUGACACACUAGGAGAGGAACACAAAAGUGCUAUUGACUUUAUCAAGGAUGGAGUCCUUUCUUUCGAAGUCUUUCAAGUCGAAGAAACUCCUGAAAUGAUGGUGGGACCUGAAGCCGAAUCCACGACUCUAUUUCAAAGCAAUACAGAGCAAGAACAAGAGUCUCCUCCUCCAUCAGCCUUAGAUGCGGAGCAGAGAGAAGGAGAACAGUUGACGAGUGUUGAAACUGAUCCCACAGAAGAAAGUAAAUUGGAUGCAUCGAUUACAGAAGGAGAAUUGAGCAUUGCUCCUCCUAAAUCAGAAGAUCUUCCAGUUAAAGAUCAACCGCCCUUAACCCGAAGCUCCGUUUUCUCACCUGGAGGAUCAGAUUCGCUGAACAGCCUAAAAAGGAGGGUUUUAGAACUCCAAGGACGUGUAGAAUUUCUUGAGUCACACCCCCCUCCCGCUGUUCCUGAUCCCGUUAUAUCGGUGGCUUCCUUAGUGAGGAAGGAGAGCAAGACACCCGCUCAUGACUUUGUGGAGUUGGUCAACAUAAAGCGGACGCUUGAGGCGUCAGAAAGUUCUCUGGAGGGCUUAACAGAAAUGGUAGAUGCCUUAGCGUCUGAUCUGAAUGAACUGAAAGAAUCUUUGCCCAAAGUCCAUAAGACCUCAAGUGAUCUGCGCUCUGAUAUGGAGGAACUGCGGAAAUCUCUGAAUGCUAUGAAAGAGGAUAAAGCAGGGAAAGAGGAAGGGGAAAAGGAAGGGGAAAAGGAAGGGGACACGAUAUCAAAUAUGGAAAAUACUGAGCAAAGAAUGGAUGGAUUUGAAAGUGUGCUGGCAAACUUGAAAGAAGCCGUUGCUGAGAUUACUGAAAAUGUGAAAGAUCACUCACAAGUAACAGAUCCCAAGGGGCAGGAAAUGCUUGACGCUCAUGAAAAACAGCUUCAGGGAUUGAAGGUUCACAUUGAAAAAGUAGAAGGUAAACUGGAUGGAGUGAGUUCUAAGUUAAGUGGAGCUGAAGAGGCUGCAGCAGACACCCUGACUAAACUUGAAGUGUGUGGUGAGGAAAUCAACGAAAUCAAAACCAAACAAGAAACUUUGGGUGAAGAGUUAAAAAAUCACAAAUCACAAAUUAAAGACAACGAAAUGCAAAUUCACCAGUUAAGAAACUCGAUGACGCUGAUGAAACGUGAAAACACUGAGCGGGCGAAUGUAGAGGCUGCGGACAAAGAGAAAGGUGAGGAAAAAUCUCCUGCACAGCCUGAGCGUAUAGAGGGCUCCUUUUGAGUUGAUUUAUUACAAUAACAAACCAUAUCAAGCUUGUUAAGUCCAAAUGAAAACUUAUCGACAUCAAAGGGAAUCAUGUAACCCCGCACCCUUCAUCCCUUAUUUAAACUCUGGAUAAUGAUUGUGUUGAGCCAAUCCAUAACAGUCAUUGCAUUGCAUAAGAUACAUCUAUUAUAUUAGGUUAUAAAAAUGCCUGCCUUUCAGGAAGUUUAAAACAGUUAGGGUGCAAAAUAUUCAGUUAGCCGUGCACACCCUUGAAAAACAUCAUUUGCUGACAGUUUCGUUCUACUCUAAGAAGUUAAGUCUGUUUUCACACUUAUUGCAGCACGAAAGUCAACGACAGUGUCCUCUACGUUAUUGCCAUGAUGUUAAAGAAAUAAAAAGCGCGCCGAGUGCAUUAUUAAGUUCUAUAAGCACUCGGGAAUUUUUAAGAACACUCGAGAAGUGCGGAGAAGCACGAGCCGAAGCCGAGUGCUUCUCGCACUUCUCGAGUGUUCUAAAAAAUUCCCACGUGCUUAUAUAACGCAACAAUACUCGAGGAACAAGUUUUGUUAUUUCUUUUAUUACACCCAUUCUGAAAUCACUGGUGGUACCUGUAAUCUGAUUGGCUCUAAUUGGUGCGAUUUAUUCAUGAAUCACACCAUUUUUGCUUUAAAUCACAUCUUUUUCCCAGUAAGUGAGCAGGCCACACUUAAAACAAAACAACCAAUCAGAUUUCAAGGCUUGUUUAAAGUAACCAGUCAGAUUGCAGGAAAAUGAUAGACAAAGAGUAUCGUAUGGCAAAUUUUGCUACUUUUGUUUCCAAAACUCUUACUUUCCCCCUCAAAAAAUGGAUAAAUUUAAUUUCAAACCAGCUCAGUAUUGCAUCAAUAAAAUAUUUAAAGUGACCAAGUCCUGUAUUUGGGCGAUUUCAAAAUGGAUGUAAUAAAGUGGUAAUUGAACCUCGUGUCGUGCAAUUUUUGUCGGAAAUCAUACUUGUGAUUUGAAAUCGAACUUGCGCUGCACGCUCGACCGAUUUUGAAAUCACGCGUAUUAUUUCAGCCCAAAUUGCACUCCACUCAGUUCAAUUACCAUUAUCUAUAAAAUGUAUCGUGAAUUGCGCGCGCUCGUACCGAUGACGUAGGCUGCGUGCAUUAUAUCUCAACAGUGCACUCGUGUGACGUAAGGCGCGUGCUUUAUGGAAAUAUAAUGAACUCGUUCUAACCUAUCACGUCGCGUGCAUUUCUCUGAAUAUUUUAUAAUUAACAUUAAACACAUCCUCCACGUACCGGAUUAUGAUGUACACUUCAUAAUUAUUCGCUGAAGGCGAGUUGAAAAUUGAGUUCGUCGAGAAUAAUUACAAUAGUGUGCUAAAUCUCAUAAAAACUUCCGAUUUUUUAUUUUGUUUAAGAGGAAGAAAGAGAACAUAAGUCGGAAACUUCCACGUACAGGCGCCGCGCGUACAGCGUCGAUCGACAAGAAUUGAGUUUGAUCCGUACCAUGAUAUCUGAGUUACAAGAGGAAAAAGAAAAACUAAAACAGACCGACAUCCGAUUGAAUGACGAGCUUUACAGGAAACAGAGGCAUUUGGACGACCUUUAUAACAUUGUUGACGAACUGAGAGACGUGAAAGUCGACAAAGAACUGCUUAAUAUGGGAUUUGAGUUGAAAGCUGAUAAAAAAGACGUGGAAACCAAGAUUGGAAGGGAAGACUUUGAGCACUGCAUAGGUCUUGUUGAUCAGUCCUUAAGAGAUUUGCUGCAAAGAUUAGAAGGCCACGUAAGUUUGAUGUAAUAUUUCGUUUGGUCAGACCUAUUGUAAGCAAACAGGCAUCCCGGUAGGGGAGGCUUGUCGAUAUGCAAUCUUGUGGAAAAAGCCGGGAUCAGAAUGGUGUUGAAGUUUGGUGUUCCUGUUUGUCGGGGUUUAUGCUAUCAAUACCGCGCUUGUCUUGUAUUACCAUAUAUUUUUUUCUGAUUUAACAUGUUUAGUCAGUCAGCCAGUCACUCGGUAAAUUGGUCCUGCUAUCAGUUAAUGGGUUGAUACGUCCGCCAGCAAAUCGCUUGGUCUGUCAGUCACCCAGUUGGUCAGCUAGUCAGUCAGUCAGCCAAUUGGUCAGUCGGUCAGCUGGUCAGUCAGUUAGUUAGUUAGUCAAUCAGUCAGUUGGUCAGAUGGUCAGUUGCACAGAUGGUCAGUUGGUCAGAUGGUUAGUUAGUUAAUCAGUCACUCAGUCGGUUAGUUGGUCAGCUGAUUAGUCAAUCAGUUGGUCUGUCAGUCCGUCAGUCGAUUAGUCAGUCGGUCAUUUGGUCAGCUGGUCAGUCAGUUGGUCAGUUGGUCAGUUGGUCAGUUGGUCAGUUGGUCAGUCAGUUGGUCAGCUGGUCAGUCAGUUGGUCAGCUGGUCAGUCAGUCAGUCAGUUGGUCAGCUGGUCAGUUAGUCAGUCAGUUCGUCAGUUGGUCAGCUGGUUAGUCGGUCGGUCAAUCAGUCGGUUGAUUAGUUAAUCAGUUGGUCGAUUAGUUAAUCAAUUGGUCGGUCAGUCAGUGAGUCUUCCAAUCAGUUCAUAAGUCAGUCAUCCAGACAUUGGAUGUGUUGAGCGUGGGUAAAUCAUCCAGUCAUUCAUCCAGUCAUUAAGCGGGCCAGUCAUUUAGUCAGUUGGCCAGUCAGUCAGUCGGUAAGUCUGACUGACUGUCUGUCAUGGAUCGGUCGGUCGGUCGGUCGGUCAGUCGGAGAGUCAGUCCAUGAGUCAUUUGGCUAUGCACUUGAUUCGAGUUAAGAGGAAUAGAAAGUUGAGCGUUAUCUUUCCCAUCUAGGAAAACGCGCUGAAAUUAGCCAUAGAAGCAAUCCACUCAGACGUGGGCAAGAAACUCGACAAAGAAGAAGUUGAACCCUUGAAGCGUUACCUAGAGUCGCGAAUGGAAUUUAUGAAACCAAAACCGGUGGAAAGACCGCCCCCAGAAGAAUUGGCAGCAGGGAUCCGAAAGCGGUUCCUAGUGAAUCACAACUGUAUAUCAUGUGACCGCCCUGUUAAAUACGCGAGAGAGGAGCCUUUUCCCCCUCUACCAACCAUACGCUGCAUGCCGGGAUCGAAGUCGACCCGUCCCUACACCACUUUCGAGCUGGAACAGAUCCGACAGCACAUGUUCCCAGGAGGACUGUCGAUGACGAAGGAAAGGUUUGAACUGCUGGAGAAGCAACGCAGCAAGUUACAGAAAGAAAUGUUACGACUUAGGUUGGUGCUCCCUUUCCAUCUAACCCUACCGUGAAAUUUUAAGCAUGAGAUUACCCAAAAAGUUUAUUACAAAUACUUUUACCACCUUAUGAUAUCUAUCUAAUGAAUGGAUUACAGACAUACUUACAGAAAGGAACUAAAAUACUAUUUUCCUGCGCAACUGUUGAUCGGUCUGGUCACGCAACACGUUAUCUGCACCUUACAUGGUCACGCAACACGUCAUCUGAAAACGCCUUGCGUUACGUGGCCAAACAACGGCUGCACAGGAGGCGCAACAAUGCUGAUUUAAUAAACCUCUUAGCAGUAAGUCCUGAUGGCCACCUAAACAACUGUACUGAGGCAAUAUUUCUCUGGGAUUUCGUUUCAGAGUGAGGUGGUUCACGCAAAAAAACUUACUAUUUGGAAAAAGACUUAUACAGGUUUCAAACGCCAGACACUGAGACAGACUGGUCACGUCCGACAAUUUUGAUCAGUGGACUGAUUUACCUCACAUCCUUUAUUUUCAUUAGGAGGGUUUUUGUUGUGGACAAAUAUGACGACAGGGUAAAACAUAUUUCAAAACUGACUGAAGAAAACCGUAACAGUCAUAGUUCUUCUACUUUGUUUUAAUCAUUAGUGGUGUUCACGAUCUACAAGAAUUGGCCGAGGCCACUGCAAGGGCCUGUGGAGGAGUCCAUACCCUCACCUAUCCCCAGAGUCAGUCGGUUGUUCGUGGACUUCAGCUUAACAAGGACGACUUGGACUUCCUCGUCCCGCAGAAAGAUUUUCAACCGGUGGAUAUCUUAGGACAGGACGGACACAUCUAUAAGGGAUUACUGGAUUCCCUCCCUACGACACUUCCCCACAUCCCACAAAAGAGCAAACCCUCCGGACUAAAAAAUGCCCCAAGGAAUGUGAGGAGGAGCACGACCCCGACUUCCCCUAGUCUUCAAAAACCUGUAAAGGACCAAAUUGAAAGUUGCUAA
Molecule: messenger RNA, 5575 nt
Organism: Pocillopora meandrina
Lineage: Eukaryota; Metazoa; Cnidaria; Anthozoa; Scleractinia; Pocilloporidae
Source: the annotation of a GenBank genome assembly